GCCGUGUCAACACUUCUGUUCAGGAUCUUUCAGUUAUCCAAAUCACUUUGUGCAGUGAGUGGAGGGGAAUAAUCGCACCGCCCGACCAUGCUCACAUUUAAAAAAGGAAGAGCUGCCUCGUGAUUUACCACCCUCAAGCGAGAGAGCGAGGGAGAAAUCAUCAUCAACCACAGAGCGAGAGGAGAGAUCAUCAGUCACUCACGGAGACGACGCUGAGGACUCGUCACGGCAGACAGGAGGGACAGAGAAAGAGAGAGACGUCCAUUCCCCUUUCCAGUUAGCUAGCUUCUCAAACCUCCUCGCUUCCUUCCAACGUCCUCCGGUACUACCCGGGUUGGGCAACCGUAAUAACGCGCCUCCGCCUGGACUGACAACCCCGAAGGCAGAAGGCGAGAGGCACGGCACCCUCGGGUCCCCACGCUUCGUGGAGAGAAUCGCUGAAAUGAGAUGAGGCUCAGAAAUGGAACGGUUGCGACUGCGAUAAUUUUCUUCACGUCGUUUCUCAGCCUGUCUUGGUACACAUCCUGGCAAAAUGGCAAAGAGAAGUUGGUAGCGUACCAGAGGGAGUUCCAUGCCCUGAAAGAGCGUCUCCGUGUGGCUGAGUACCGGACCCUGCAACGAUCCUCAGAGCUCAACAACAUCCUGGAGCAGUUCAGACGGGCCAUUGCAGAGACCAACGGCAGCAAGAGUGCUCUCACCAACUUCUCAGAUGAGACCCAGAAGCUGCUGAAGGAGCUGGCCAGUAGGAAGCCUCUCCAGGUGCCAAACAUCUACCACCACCUGCCUCACCUGCUCAAAAAUGAGGGCAGCCUGCACCCCGCUGUCCAUGUCGGCCUGGGCCGCACCGGAGUCUCCAUGGUGAUGGGUAUUCCUACCGUAAAGCGUAAAGUGAAGUCGUACCUGGCUGAGACGCUGCACUCGCUCAUCAACAAGCUCUCAGCUGAGGAGAAACAUGACUGUGUCAUCAUCGUCUUCGUAGGAGAGACGGACACGGAAUACGUCCAAAGCGUGGUGACCGGACUGGAGAAAGAGUUUUCUACAGAGUUCAGUUCAGGUCUGUUGGAGGUGAUCUCUCCUCCUGCCAGCUACUACCCUGAUCUCAAAGACCUCAAAGAGACCUUCGGAGACUCCAGAGAGAGGGUCAGAUGGCGGACCAAGCAGAAUCUGGACUAUUCCUUCCUCAUGAUGUAUGCUGUGAGCAAAGGAGUCUACUAUGUCCAGGGGAUGACAGAGUUGGAGGAUGACAUUGUGGCCAAACCAAACUACUUUGCCACCAUGAAGAACUUUGCCCUACAGCUCUCCUCUGAGGACUGGAUGAUCCUUGAGUUCUCCCAACUCGGCUUCAUCGGUAAGAUGUUCCAGGCUCCAGAUCUCAACCUCAUAGUAGAGUUUAUCCUCAUGUUCUAUAAGGAGAAGCCCAUUGAUUGGCUACUGGACCACAUCCUCUGGGUCAAAGUGUGUAACCCAGAGAAAGACGCGGUACGUAAAAACUGUGUGUGGGGAGGGGUUAUCUUCAAUCUUUUUUUCACUAUCUACCCUUUCUCCCUGCAGAAGCACUGUGAGAGGCAGAAGUCGAGUCUGCGUGUGCGGUUCAGGCCCUCUCUUUUUCAACAUGUGGGGCUGCACUCCUCUCUGGCCGGAAAGAUCCAGAAACUCACUGAUAAGGACUUCCUGAAGCCCCUGCUCCAUAAGAUCCAUGUGAACCCGCCUGCUGAGGUGUCCACAUCUCUCAAGGUGUACCAGGGCCACACUUUGGAGAAGACCUACCUGGGAGAAGACUUCUUCUGGGCCAUCAAUCCUACUGCUGGAGACUACGUCCUCUUCAAGUUUGACAAGCCCAUCAGCAUAGAGAGGUUCCUGUUCCGCAGUGGGAACCAGGAACACCCUGGAGACAGGAUAGAGAACACCACUGUAGAGAUACUGCCCUUCUCGGAAACUGGACCUAAGUCCAAAGAGAAAUACAAGCGAACUGAUGACCGCUUCUACAGGAUCGGUCAAUUUGAGAAGGGUGUGGCUGAGGGGGCUGUAGACACCUCGUUCAACCCGGUGGUGGCGCUGCGUCUCUCUGUCGUCAAAGACUCAGCUGUCUGGGCCAUCCUCAGCGAGAUUCACAUAAAGAGGAGAGCAGGCUGACAUAAAGCGGGGGGCCACAUCAAUCCUGGCCCCCGGCCCCGGGGUGCUCGCAGACGCACCUAAAACUGACUGACCAGGGGCCUUCUGCCACCUAGCAACCAGCAGUGACAUCAUCAGAGCGCACCAGAGCCGCUCCUCUCAGGGUUUCUGUCUAAGGGCGCUGUCACUCGAUUGCUUUCUCUCUAUUGCUGCCUAUCCUUUCCUCGCUCUCUUGCGCUCUUUUUGCGUGAAUGUGAAUACUACUGUACAAAAAAGAGCCAGAUAUAAAAUAUCAGAAGUCAUUUGGUAUGUCCGGAAGAAAUCCGUUUCCAGCUCUGACUGUCGAGGUAACGCCGAUGGCUUGUGACUCGGAGAGACACACCUCAGCUGAUCUGAGAGGCUGAUGUCACCAGGAUGCUGGUGUUGUACAUGCUGCUCUCUGCUCCAUGUGCUCUUCGUCUCAGCCUCUCUGAUCUGUUCCACUGAGGUAUUGCACUCACCGGAGCUAUAGUGGAGCCCCCUGCUGGUGAUUGAAGUGACUGAAGAAUGGCUCCAUCAGCCUCAAAGACCUGUUGCUUUUUGUUCUUUUCCACAGAGUUGUGUGUUUUAGGUAAACAGCAGGUAAUAAAUAGACAAACAAGUUGUCAGUCUUUCUUAUCGUGAA
Messenger RNA from Salvelinus namaycush (lake trout), 2776 nucleotides. RefSeq names its product alpha-1,3-mannosyl-glycoprotein 4-beta-N-acetylglucosaminyltransferase A-like. Gene Ontology annotation, cellular component: endoplasmic reticulum-Golgi intermediate compartment; endoplasmic reticulum; Golgi stack. Gene Ontology annotation, molecular function: acetylglucosaminyltransferase activity. The transcript is spliced from 16 exons. NCBI's taxonomy places the organism in Eukaryota, Metazoa, Chordata, Actinopteri, Salmoniformes, Salmonidae. Gene Ontology annotation, biological process: protein N-linked glycosylation. The coding region runs from base 448 to 2133 and encodes 561 amino acids. The record is from RefSeq and is a predicted model, not a curated record.